ACCACGGUGCCCAGUUGUUUUGUCCAAGGGCAGAGCAUUGCACACAGCUCCCCUAAAGCAAGAGAGCCAAACAGAUCAGCCUAGGUUAUAGAGCAAGGACUCUUCUGAAAGAAUAUUCAGAGCAGUGGGUCUGGUACCACAACAGGAGGAGGGGAAAGGGGAGGGGAAAGGACUGGAGGUGCAACCGACCGAGGAGAGACGGGGACUGCAGGUCACGCAGCAGACAACCCAAGAAGCAGAGAUACCGAGAGAAAAGGAAGAGAGACUUCUCUAGCAGAACAGCAAGCCAGUGGAGAAAGGAGAGUCAGACCUGCACCAUGAGUGACAUCAAAUAUGAGAGGAUGAACGAAAAUGCUCUGCACAUGGAUAAUCCACCGCCCUACUCUGCAAAGAACGAGGAGCCUGGUCCUUCUGCUGGGAUGGCACCCACCACGGGCAGCAGAGGAGCUCCCGCUAUGCCGCACCAGUACACCCCUUACUAUGGUCCAGCCAGCAUAGCACAAACUUCACAAACCAUUGUCAUCAGUUCCGUGCAGCCCAGCCGUGAACCGGAUUACCUGGCCUACUCCAUCUUCACCAUGCUCUGCUGUUGCCUCCCCUUGGGUGUUGCUGCCCUUGUGUACUCGAUUCAGACCCAAAACGCCAACCAAAAUGGAAACUACAUAAGCGCUCGACGAAACUCCAGGGUGGCACUCAUAUUGUCUCACACGGCACUCGGAGUGGGUCUUGGGUGCCUGAUUAUAUACAUCAUCUUCUGGAUGAAUAUUUCUCACCAGAUAAUUGAAGUGCCAACCAUCAGCCCCUGAGGAUACACAACGUUCAUAUGCUAAAAGUCAUUCCCUGCCCAAGAUGCCCAAGUCUGAGAAGUCCUCCUAAAUUGACAUCAUGCUCUUUGAAUCGUUCUGUAAAGUGGUAUGUUCUGAGCUGACUCCCAUACCCUUGUUCUAACUAGGGAUAGAUUUACAAUGUCAAGCGAUGAACAUCAUGUGUGAUACCCAAAGAUCUCAAACUCCUUCCAAGAGUAUCUCUCCCCUCUCUCAUUCUCCCACCCAGAGUUAUUUCGAUUUCGAGAGUCUUCUGGUCUUGUCCUGUUCCUCUUCACUGCUGAUCAUUCUUCCAACAUUUCACAGAUAAUUGGGACAUGCAUGUAACACAACAGUUGUCAGAGCACACAUUUCUACCCAAGCCCUAUCCUUGACACCCAUCCCAUUCCCCAUCGUCCUACUUCUUUGGCCUUAUUCGUAAAAAUUUUCAGAGACACCGUUGAUGGAAUCUUAUAAAUGCCAUCUCCAACUCCUCGAAAGAUUCCAUCAACGGUGUCUCUGAAAAAUUGUA
Podarcis muralis (Common wall lizard) is the source of this 1335-nucleotide messenger RNA. RefSeq names its product trafficking regulator of GLUT4 1-like. Lineage: Eukaryota; Metazoa; Chordata; Lepidosauria; Squamata; Lacertidae. Gene Ontology annotation, cellular component: membrane. The record is from RefSeq and is a predicted model, not a curated record.